Messenger RNA from Podospora bellae-mahoneyi, 589 nucleotides. RefSeq names its product alpha-tubulin. Lineage: Eukaryota; Fungi; Ascomycota; Sordariomycetes; Sordariales; Podosporaceae. The transcript is spliced from 3 exons. The record is from RefSeq and is a predicted model, not a curated record. The coding region runs from base 344 to 589 and encodes 81 amino acids.
AGUGAUCACAACCAGCGGUGUUUUGGGGGGUGCUUUCUGUGGUCUGCUCAGUGCACGGCAGUGACUGGCUGAUAAAGCACGGGCAAGGAGAGGAAGCGCGCUUGCCUGCUUCGGGGAACGCUUCUGUCAACAAUCAAAUUUCCCCACCACUGUCACCCAAGUUCGACCUUCAGGCUUCCGAAGAACGACCAACCUUCAAAUUUCCACUUCUCCAGCCAAACCCGCCCGUUGUUGUUGUUGUCUUGUGACCCAGCUGGUGUCUUUGGUUUUGCUGACAGGCUAUAUUCAUAUUGCACCUUUCUCUUUUUUUUGCAGCAAAGAGUACUUCUGCUACCAAGUCAAGAUGCGUGAGAUUAUCAGCUUGAACGUCGGCCAGGCCGGUUGCCAGAUCGCCAACUCCUGCUGGGAGCAUCACCCCUCUCUCGACUCGUCCUCCUCCCCGGUUGCCCGCAUCGUCAUCAGAGCUGCCUCGCCUCGUGACAACACACCAGGCGACAUCAUGACUUUCGAUCUCCUCUGCUCGGCACCGAUGAACACUACAUUCGAUAUGCUUGAUGGAAUAGGGACUUUACUGACCUUACAUGUGUAG